Messenger RNA from Filobasidium floriforme, 2327 nucleotides. RefSeq names its product putative DNA binding protein. Gene Ontology annotation, cellular component: MutLalpha complex. Gene Ontology annotation, molecular function: ATP hydrolysis activity; ATP-dependent DNA damage sensor activity; mismatched DNA binding. Gene Ontology annotation, biological process: mismatch repair. Bases 60 to 2297 code for a protein of 745 amino acids. The record is from RefSeq and is a predicted model, not a curated record. NCBI's taxonomy places the organism in Eukaryota, Fungi, Basidiomycota, Tremellomycetes, Filobasidiales, Filobasidiaceae. The transcript has 15 exons.
AAGCGUACUCAGCCUGGUACGCCAGCUGAAGCCUAGAAUGAUUGGAUAGCGUAGACCUCAUGGAAGUGGACGAUCUGGAAACCAGGCCGGUAGCUGGGCCAAGGCCCAUCCAGCAGCUCAGUCAGGACGUCGUGAACAAGAUUGCAGCUGCAGAGAUCAUACACAGACCUUCCAACGCUAUCAAGGAAUUGCUCGAAAACUCGCUUGAUGCGGGAAGCACCAGCAUCAAGGUUACGGCCAAGGAUGGCGGUCUCAAGAGCAUGAUGAUCACCGAUAACGGGCAUGGUAUCAGGAAAGAAGAUCUCCCGCUAUUAUGCCAGCGAUUCGCUACAUCGAAACUACGCGCCUUCUCCGACUUGCAAUCGCUCAACACUUAUGGAUUCCGGGGAGAAGCGCUGGCCAGUAUCAGUUUCGUCAGCAGGGUCAGCGUGAUCACGAAGACCGCUCAAGAACCGACUGGUUGGAAGGCGCAUUAUAGCCAGGGAAAGCUCGUCGCGCCAAAUAGAGUGGGAUCGGCCGAUCCGAGACCUUCUGCUGCCAACCAGGGUACCAUCAUCACCGCAGAAGACCUUUUCUACGACGUUCCGUUAAGGAGGAAGAGCUUCAAAUCGGGAGCGGACGAAUACAACAGGAUCAUCGAUGUCGUGACGAGGUAUGCGGUGCAUAACCCGCACGUCGCUUGGGUUUGCAAGAAGCAUGGUACCAAUCAGCCGGAAGUCUCAACUGCAUCCGGCUCGAAUUGUUUGAGCAAUAUCGGCUUAUUGUACGGUUCAGCCCUCUCGAGGGAACUCCUUGCGUUCGGUCCGGCUGAGGAUAAAAAGUUUGGGAUCGUCAAGGUCCACGGGUAUGCGAGCGGGGCGGGGCACAAUGGCAAGAAGGGAAUCUUGUUGUUGUUCAUCAACAAUCGAUUGGUGGAAUCAAACAAGUUUAGGAAAGCGAUCGAGGCGCUGUAUACCGCCUUCUUACCCAAGGGCUCGUACCCGUUCGUGUAUCUCAGCUUGGAGAUCGAGCCACAUCGUGUUGACGUCAAUGUGCAUCCGACCAAGUCCGAGGUUCACUUCUUGGACGAAGAUGCCGUUGUCGAGCUGGUGAUGAAUGAGAUCUCGAAGGCUUUAGCAAACGCCAACGCCUCAAGAAGCUAUAGCGUCCAAACUUUGUUGCCCGGGGCCUCCGAGCCGAAUGUCAAGCCAGUCGAGCGCGAUAUAGGCAAGUCAACUAAGGAUCUGCCCCGAGUCGGACCAAAAACAGUGGCACCCCAGCACAAGGUCCGCAUUGACCCAUCGGAUCGGAAAUUGGAAUCGAUGUCGCAGUUCGCCAAGCGGAAUCCUGACGAGAUGGAUUCUGCUCAAACGAAAAGGCGUAAGACGGCGGACGGGAUGUUCAGCCAGGGUUUGACGGUCACGGCACAGGCGGGUUCCAUCGCGCCAGAAGUGCAGAUCGUAGAUUUAGAAGACGAAGAGGAUGACAUCGGCUUGAGCAGGAAUAUUAUCGAAACAACAACGAGUCUGAAGAGCAUCAAGAAAUUGAGGCAGUUGGUCGAGAAGAAUGGAGACGCUAGAAUUGAUGCGAUCUUUGCUAAGCACAAAUUCGUCGGAGUCACAGAUACGACCACUCACGCCUUGAUUCAAUACGAAACCAAGCUAUACAUGAUACAUUAUGGACACUUUGCGCGAGAGCUGUUUUACCACUUAGGCCUGCGUCAGUUCGGGGCCUACGGGUGCGAGAUUCUCGAACCCGCCCUGGAUAUCCGAGAACUGCUGAGGAUCGCGGUAGACGCGGAGGAAGAACUGGUGGAAGCGGGACUUGACCCCGAAGAUAUCAUAGAGUCAACGACGAACCUCCUGGUGGAGCGAAAAGAGAUGUUGGAAGAAUACUUUUCAAUGAAAAUCGAUGACCAGGGCCGCCUUGUAUCUCUGCCCACCUUGUUGCCUGGUUACAGCCCGCCGGUUGAACAUCUGCCGUUCUUCAUGUUGUGUCUCGGCCAACGAGUCGACUGGAAUGCAGAGCAAGCAUGCUUCGACACCUUUCUACGCGAGCUGGCACGAUUUUACGCACCGUCCGCUCUUCACGACACGAGCCCUACUUCCGAGCAAGACGACGCCGAAAUGCCUGCCGACGAUAUUGAUACGACUCAGCAGCAACGAAACAAUAACGCCCACGAAUUUGCGAGGCAUCAAUUGGAACACGUCCUGUUCCCGGCGAUGCGUCGAUACGCCAAGUUUCCGAAAGAUUCCAUCAAGCACAUCACCGAAUUAGCCGAUGUCAAGGCUUUGUACCGAAUAUUCGAACGUUGCUGAUCAGCGGUCGAUCAGAUUUACGUCAUGUCA